GUUUAGCUCGCGCUCGUGUUUGAUUUCUGAAUUGCGCUACAAUGUGCGCUCUGAACCUUGACAUUGGUUCUUUCGAGAGGAGGAUAGCUAAAUUAUAUGCAGAUUGGGAGGACACCAAUAGUCAACUUCAUGAUGUAGAGUCUAUAGUUGUACCAGCUGGGAAAGUGGAUAGUGUAUACGGAAAAACCUUAUCACUACACAUGUGGCUUUUUGGAUAUGAGUUGCAAGACACUGUAAUUGUAUUCAAUAAACAGUCAAUGAUUGUGUUGUGUGGAAAAAAAAAGUUGGAUUUCUUACAUCCCUUAGAAAACCGUCAUUUUGGCAAUCGAACAGUCGUUCUAAUCCCAAGAAACCCAUCUGACAAAGAUAAGGCAGGCCUAAAGAAGCUAGUUGAUUGUAUCAAGUCCGGUGCAAAGAAUAAUAAAGUGGGUCAUUUGGCCAAAGAUAAAUUCAUAUCAGAGCUCACUGAAUCUUUCAUGUCAUCCUUGCAAGAGGAAAAGUUUCAACUUGUUGACAUCUCUAACUCCAUCAGUGAAAUCCUAGCUACCAAGGAUGAAACAGAAUUAAUACUCUUGAAAAAAGCUUGUGAUAUUACGUGCAAUCUUUUCACUAAACAUCUAAAAGAGCAAAUUAUGGACGUCAUUGAUUCAGACAGAAAAGUUAAACAUGAAAAGCUUUCUAGUGGUUGUCAAACCGCACUAAAAAACUCAAAUAUUCUGUCAGGUUUAGAUCCUGAUAAUGUGGAAAUGUGUUAUGAUCCAAUUAUUCAAAGUGGAGGAACGUAUAAUCUUAAAUUUAGCAUUGAAAGUGACACCCGGACUCUUCAUUUCGGGAUUAUUAUUUGCUCCUUAGGAGCGCGUUAUCAGUCCUAUUGUUCUAAUGUAAUCCGUUCUCUCAUGGUCAAUCCUACAGAUGAGCAGUCCGCGAAUUACACUUAUUUACAUGAUCUAUUUGAUUGGUGUAUAGAACAAAUUAAACCGGGUGUUAAAAUAUCAGAUUUCUGUCAGGCUAUUGCAAACAAAGUGUCGACUGAACGUCCUAAAUUAGCUGAAAACCUCCUACGCAAUUACGGAUUUGUAACGGGGAUUGAAUUUCGAGACAGUAAUUUAUUAUUAUCACCUAAAUCUGCAUCAACAUUUCGUCGAGGAAUGACACUAAAUUUCAAUUUAGGCUUCCAGAAUUUAAUAAAUAGUCUUGGUAAAUCUCAAGCUGAGAAAAAUUAUGCACUUUGGUUAGGUGAUGUGCUAGCUGUUGGUGUUGGAAAUACCGGUGAGAAUUUAGUGUAUACUUUAACUGCGAAACGUCGACCGAAAUCAAUCAGCUUGUAUAUAAAAGAUGAAGAGGAAGAGGAAGACGAUGAAGGAGAAGACGAAGAAGAAGAGACUAGAAAUGUUGGAAAAAGAGAUACUAGCAGUAGACAUCCACAGAGUACACGUUCGACAAAUGGUACUAGUGCAGUUGCUAUUUCCAAAAAACAGUCUAUCCCAAAUGGUGAUGGCAGUGUUGGUGUGAAUGCUGCACAAGAAUUAUUGGGUCGCGGACAUCGUCGUGCUAUUAUUGAACAGAAAACUCGAAAUGAACAAACUGCUGAAGAGAAACGUAUGAGCCGCCGGCGAGAUCUAUUCCAAGAACUUGUAACAAGUUCUACAAAUCGUUUAACAGGAUUAAAAACUGAUACUAAUUUAGACACUAAAAUGAAAUCUAGCAUUGCUUAUAAAGGGGCUGGUCAAAUGCCUAAGGAAGAUGAUGUUCGUAAACUUCGACUUUUUGUUGAUAAAAAGUAUGAAACUGUUAUUUUGCCAAUUUUCGGACUUCCAACACCAUUUCACAUCAGUACAAUAAAGAAUGUCUCUACGUCUAUUGAAGCUGAUUAUACGUAUUUACGUAUAAAUUUCCAUCAUCCUGGUGCAUUAGUUGGCGCAAAAGAUACAGCCAGUUUCCAAAGUCCUGAAUCAACUUAUGUGAAAGAGAUGACUUAUCGUGCUUCAAAUGUACGCCGACAUGGUGAAGUCAGUAUACCAUCGACCAAUUUAAAUAAUGCUUAUCGUAUAAUUAAAGAAGUAUUAAAGCGUUUUCGAUCACGUGAAGCGGAGGAGAAAGAACGUGCAAAUCUCGUAGAACAAGAUGACUUAGUCGUAGAUCAUGCUAAAGGUUCUUUUCGUUUGAAGGAUUUAUACAUUCGUCCUAAUGUUGCAUCGAAAAGAAUAACAGGUACGCUAGAGGCUCAUUCAAACGGUUUCCGUUUCACUUCAGUUCGAGGCGAUCAAGUUGAUAUUCUGUAUAACAAUAUUAAACAUGCAUUCUAUCAGCCGUGUGAUGGAGAAAUGAUUAUUUUACUGCAUUUCCAUUUAAAGAAUGCAAUUAUGUAUGGCAAGAAAAAGCAUACCGAUAUCCAGUUCUAUACAGAAGUUGGUGAAUUAACCACAGAUUUGAGUAAAACGCAUUCUCGUAUGCAAGAUCGUGAUGAUUUAGAGGCGGAACAAAGAGAACGUGAAAUGAGAGAACAAAUUAAAAUGGCAUUUCGUUCAUUUGUGGAUAGAUCUGAGAACUUAGCACGUCGAUAUGAUCUAGAAUUUGAAACACCAUUCCGUGAACUUGGAUUUCAUGGAUGUCCUUUCCGAUCAACUGUACUACUGAUGCCUACAAGUAGUGCAUUAAUAAGUGUUGUUGAAUUACCUGCAUUCGUGGUUACAUUGGAUGAAGUUGAAUUUGUCAUGUUGGAACGUGUCAGCUUAUCGAUUCGUACAUUCGAUAUGGUGUUUGUAUUUAAAGAUUAUCAUAAAAAACCAGCAAUGAUUAAUUCAAUACCGAGUACUGCUUUGGAACUGGUCAAAGAAUGGUUGUUAUCGUGUGAUAUCUUCUAUGCCGAAGCAUCAAAAUCACUUAAUUGGCCUAAACUUAUGAAGACUAUUCUUGAUGAUCCGGAGGGAUUUGUUGAACAAGGAGGUUGGUCAUUUAUAUCACCAGAUGAAGAUGACGAUGAAGAUGAAGAGGACACGGAAGAUGAAGAUGAGAAUUAUGCACCAUCAGAAAGUGAGCUAUCUGGCGAUGGUGAAGAAGAUGGAAGUGGUGAUGAGUCUAGCGGUGAUGAUGAGGAUUGGGAAGCUGAAGAAGAAUCGGAUGAACCGGAAAGUUUAGACUCAGAUGAAUCAGAAGGAAAAGAUUGGGAUGAAUUAGAAGAAGAAGCUAGGAAAGAGGAUGCUAAAAAUGAAAUACCCGACACAGUACAUCCAAAGAAACGUCAACGAGCCCAUAGUCCAUCACCAGUAUCUCAUAAGAAAUCUCGUCAUGGAACAAAAUCCCCAAACAAGAAAAAUAAACGUUGAUAGAAACCAAAUUAUUUUAUUUAAUUAAACAACUAACGGAGAAGCAUUUUUCUUGGAAUAUCUCCUAGUUAUUAAUGUAUUGUACAAAAGAAUGUUUACUAAAUAUUAACGUGCACAAUCUUCUUUCUAAGAAAAACAGAUAUAUAUUAUUAUGUAUGUACCAUUCUUUUCUCGUGUCAAAUUUACUGAUAUACUGUUUAAAAUUCAUUGUGUAUGUGUAAUCAAAUUUAUUAUCUGUUGGCGAAUGGUUUUAUGCCACAGCAGAGGCUGAAUCCGGAAACUUAUGUCAAAAGUUUCUGUUCUGGAAAAAAAUUGGAUUAUUAGUCUAUUUAGCGGCCUUAUGUUCAUUAGAUCAUUUUAUUCAUAAAAUUAACAGUUAGAGGUUCAUGCAAUAUC
Molecule: messenger RNA, 3722 nt
Organism: Schistosoma margrebowiei
Lineage: Eukaryota; Metazoa; Platyhelminthes; Trematoda; Strigeidida; Schistosomatidae
Source: the annotation of a GenBank genome assembly